Molecule: messenger RNA, 1951 nt
Organism: Brachypodium distachyon (stiff brome)
Lineage: Eukaryota; Viridiplantae; Streptophyta; Magnoliopsida; Poales; Poaceae
Product: COBRA-like protein 1
Exons: 6
Coding region: 353-1708 (451 amino acids)
Biological process (GO): plant-type cell wall cellulose biosynthetic process; cellulose microfibril organization
Cellular component (GO): plasma membrane
Source: RefSeq, a predicted model, not a curated record
AGGAAAACAGAAAGACGUAUACCUACACGGCUGGCAAGUAAUGGUGACCCAGAAGCCAUCUAGCUAGUGCUAGCAGCUAGCGCGAGCGGCUUCUCGCUUGCACCCCUAGAGAAGGAAGAGGAGGAGAAAGCUCUCCACGAGAAUAGCUCAAACCCUGUCUGCAUGUCUGUCUGUCUGUCUGUGUGUGUGUGCCCAAGGACAGAGAAAUCUGACUCUCACUCCAUUCCCCUCUCUCUCUCAGACACACAUAAAUCGCCUCUGUCUCGAUCUCAUCGUUGCCUUCUCCCUUUUCCGCACAAGGUUCAGAGGGAUCAGAGUGAUUGGAGUGCUGGUGGUUCUUGAUCGAUCGGCCAUGGCGGCGAGACGGCGUCUGCUGUUCCUGCCCCCGGCUGCGCUGCUCUUCGCCCUCUCCGCCCUGGUGCCUUCAUCAGACGCGUAUGAUCCACUUGAUCCGGGUGGGAACAUCACAAUCAAGUGGGAUGUAAUGCAGUGGACUGCAGAUGGCUAUGUGGCCGUCGUUUCGCUGUACAACUACCAGCAGUACAGGCACAUCCAGCCGCCGGGGUGGAAGCUGGGCUGGAUAUGGGCCAAGAAGGAGAUCAUCUGGAGCACCAUGGGCGGGCAGACGACGGAGCAAGGCGACUGCUCGCGUUUCAAGGCGGCGCCGGCGCCGCCGCACUGCUGCCGGAAGGACCCCGAGGUGGUGGACCUGCUCCCUUCCGCGCCCUACAGCGCCCGGAUCGCCAACUGCUGCAAGGGCGGCGUGCUCGGCUCCUGGGCGCAGGACCCCGCCGACGCCGCCGCCUCCUUCCAGCUCAGCGUCGGCCAGGCGGGGACCUCCAGCCGCAGCGUACGGGUGCCGCUCAAUUUCACGCUCAGGGCCCCUGGGCCUGGGUACACCUGCGGGCCCGCCAAGGUCGUCCGGCCCACCCGGUUCGUCUCGCCGGACGGCCGGAGGUCCACGCAGGCGCUCAUGACGUGGAAUGUGACGUGUACGUAUUCUCAGUUCGUCGCGCAGAGAUCGCCGACGUGCUGCGUCUCGCUCUCCUCCUUCUACAACGACACCAUCGUCCACUGCCCGACCUGCUCCUGCGGCUGCCAGAAUACCAACAGUAAAACAGAUACCUGUGUAGAGGGGGAUUCGCCGUAUCUGGCUUCUGUGGUAAAUGGUGAUGGCAAGGAUAGCUUGGUGCCUCUGGUCGAGUGCACCCCCCACAUGUGCCCAAUAAGAGUGCACUGGCAUGUCAAGGUUAGCUACAGGAAUUACUGGAGGGUCAAGAUCACGGUGACCAACUUCAACUACCGGAUGAACUACUCGCGGUGGAACCUCGUCGCGCAGCACCCAAAUUUCGACAACCUCACCACUAUCUUCAGCUUCAACUACAAGGCUCUGAACCCUUAUGGGACAAUAAAUGACACCGCGAUGCUGUGGGGAAUCAAGUACUACAAUGACCUGCUCAUGACUGCCGGGCCAGAUGGGAAUGUUCAGUCCGAGCUUCUGUUCAGGAAGGACGCAGCAACGUUCACCUUCCAGAAAGGCUGGGCGUUUCCGAGAAGAGUGUACUUCAAUGGCGACAAUUGCGUGAUGCCGCCUCCAGAUGCGUAUCCAUGGCUGCCGAAUGCUUCGCCGCGAUUGUCAGCUUCACUUCUACUUCCAAACAUUGCUGUUUGGGCAGCAUUGGUGUUCUUGCAGCUGGUUCAUGCGUAGUAGUAAUAACUAAAGGAGGACUGAAUAUAUAUACUACAUACAGAUUGAAUGGAAUUUUGACCUGAUUGGGCAAAGUUAUAGAUGGCAUCUUUAUCGAAGAGCAGAUUCAGAUGUGCAGAUUACGUAGCCUAACCAAACUUUCAUUGAUCAUUGUACAUUCCUACUUGUUGUACAUCUUUAGCUAAUUCACAUAAGCAUUUAUAUGCAGAUUGACCGCAUUUAUAUGCAAAUUGACCUUAUUUA